Eremothecium sinecaudum is the source of this 1875-nucleotide messenger RNA. RefSeq names its product HCL134Wp. The transcript has a single exon. The coding region runs from base 1 to 1875 and encodes 624 amino acids. The record is from RefSeq and is a predicted model, not a curated record. NCBI's taxonomy places the organism in Eukaryota, Fungi, Ascomycota, Saccharomycetes, Saccharomycetales, Saccharomycetaceae.
AUGGACCUAGAGAUUCAAAAGCUUGUGAGUGAGUAUAGUAGUUCACGAGAUAGAGACGUUAGAUAUGUUAUUGUCAGGGAGCUGUAUGGGGGUUUACGCGACGCGAACGCAGAGGCGCAGGAGCCACUGCUAGCGGCGCUUGAGACAAGUGGAGAAUCCCUAAAGAGUGUUACCCGGAUUAUAAUAAUUGGUUCGUUGGAGGAUGGAGGAGCAAUUCGGUCCUUGGUGGCAGGCAGCGUGCUGCCUGCUCUGGGCCGGGUAAGCGCAUGUCACGUGACUGAGGAAUUGGUGCGAGAGCUGGUUCGGGACGAGGGUCGUACCGAGCGAUGCCACGGUGUGCUGCUUUACCUGCUGGCGCUGAGAGACGGGAGUGGCGCCCUGUGUGCCGACGAGGAGGAUGUUGCGGCGUAUGUCGGGGUUCUGAGCCGGCUUCGUGAUAUUAGCCAGGCCUGGAAGGAUGUGCUUAUUGCGCUAUGUCUGGGUAGCGCGGUUCGGGAUGCGCGGCUUGUGCGCAAAAUCUACGAUUUAGGCGUGCGAGAUGCGUUUGUAGCUGUAGCUCGAGACAGCAGUGCUGCGGUUGUGGGGCCGCUAUUGGUAGAAAUUGAUGAUUUAGGAUUGUUAGCUGCGGUGGGUGAGGCGUGCCCUACCCGUUUUACACGUGUGGUAAGCGUUAUAGUUGAUCGGUGGUUACGCGGUAAGCUGCAGGGCGGCACUGUUGAGGCACUGCGGCUAAUGCGCGCGCUGGGUCCUAUCCUUGGGCCGUCAGAUACCGCUUUAGUAGGGCAGCAUUGCGUAAUGGUGCUUAACAAAUGCAUUGACACUGCUAUAGAUUUAGGUCAAAGAUCAGACUCGAAGCUGAGCGUGAGCGAUGCUAACAGUGAUAGUGAGGAAACCUGGCGGUUUUCUGGGGAUUGCGAAGAAGCAGAGAUGCUUGAAACCGAAGACGAAUGCAACGCUGAUAUUGAUGAGGCUACUCAUCUUGUUGACGACAAUAUUGUAGCUAUCAGUGCUGCACUCUUCGCCUUAGCGGCAAUGUGGGCGCUUCCGGCAGAUGCUGCGGAUACGAUCCAUCGGCUCCCAGAUGGUCCUGGCGAAGCCAUAACGCAUGGUCUACUUUGUGUAGGGGUACGGCAUCCCCAACUGCUUGACAUAGUCAUUGCCAAAUGCCACGACGUGGCACCAGAGUCUCUGUAUUGCCUUACCCCAUCUCAGGUCAAGCUUCUCUCAUCGUUUCCCGGCCAGCGGCACGCUGCAUUUCUUCAUUCCACUGACGAAGAUGCUUUAGCUGGCAUGAGUGCAGUUAAUACCAAUAUGCUUCAGCACUGGCAGAAUAGCCGUGAGAUCUCGAAGGGAUACGUUGACGCAACACUAGGCUUAAUUCGUGAACUACUUUCACGUGAUUCAACCAGUAUAGAAGACCACCAAUGGUGUGUAGACACACUUACAUGGAUUGGAAGACAGUGUCCAUUCUAUCGAGAGCCAGCCAUACGUCUACUGCUUCCAGUGCUCAAGCCUCCUAAACAAUUUGUCAAUGUUAUCCAGGUCGGUAACAUGAAACAAAAACAAGAUGAUUCUAUACAUUCGAGAGUGUCGGCUGCAACGACAUUAUAUGCCUGGUUAAAAGAUCAUGCUCAUCCUUGGCCAUAUGUUGAAGUUCUUGCGAUGCUGCCGUAUUUGCGCUACUUAUUACGUGAUCGGUACCUUCAAAAGCAUGCUGUUGAGCUAUACCAUGCCGCCUUGAAAGCACACGGCGAACUGCUCCUUGCAAGAGAUUAUUCAGCAGCAGAAGAGACGCUACAUAUGUUUGAAGAGCAAUGGCCAGAGGGAUCUGCUCCUGUGAGGGACCUAUUCGUUGCCCUUUCAAAGAAACUUUGA